GACCAACGUAAAAAAUACAAACAUACAAGUGUUGUAAUUAAGUUUAUUUGAAUUUGAAAUUUUUGUUUAAACAACGAAACAAUAACUAAAUAAAUUUAAGCUCCAUCAGCACCAACCAGACCAAUCUAAACUAUACAAAUGCCCUACAUUAUAAUACGUGGUAAUUUAGCUUCAUAUAGUCAUAAGUAUCCAUGGCGUGUUUUAGUGUCAGGACUAAAAGCAUCUGAUAUAGAGCAAUUGAAUAAGUUUUCUUGUGGCGGUUAUAGUGAUGAAACAACAAUUGUUUAUUUAGUACAUCCUUGUCAUAUUUUGUCAGCAUUGGAGAUUUUAGGUUUUCGUGUUGUAGCAUCCUCCUCCACAGCGGUUAAACAAGAUUAUAACGAGUAUAUGUGGACAAUGCGUAAAGAGUUUACCGAACCAGAACCACUAGAAACCGAAUCAGCCGUUGUAAGAGAAAAUCUUUCAAAUAUCGGAAGGGAAGCAGCUAGUUUAGGCAACUACCACAAAGUACACUCACCCGAAUAAAUUGUAAAGUACUUGAUAUCAAAUUUUUUAGUACCAUUUUUCUACUCUACUCUCAAACCUCCAACCCUUGUCCUCAAACUCCAAAGCCAAGUUUGUUACCAAAAAAAAAAAAAAACAAGAA
Calliphora vicina (urban bluebottle blowfly) is the source of this 646-nucleotide messenger RNA. RefSeq lists its product as uncharacterized. Gene Ontology annotation, biological process: negative regulation of biosynthetic process. The record is from RefSeq and is a predicted model, not a curated record. The coding region runs from base 139 to 525 and encodes 128 amino acids. The transcript has 3 exons. Lineage: Eukaryota; Metazoa; Arthropoda; Insecta; Diptera; Calliphoridae.